Molecule: messenger RNA, 2270 nt
Organism: Pterocles gutturalis (yellow-throated sandgrouse)
Lineage: Eukaryota; Metazoa; Chordata; Aves; Pterocliformes; Pteroclidae
Product: collagen alpha-4(IV) chain-like
Exons: 24
Cellular component (GO): basement membrane
Source: RefSeq, a predicted model, not a curated record
GUGGCUGGUGAUUGUUUUCGCAGCACAAGAAAUUGAUGGGGGAGGAUAUGCAUAUAUUGACCCAUGUCGGGGACAGGAUUGUUCAGUUUGUCGGUGCUUUCCAGAAAAAGGAUCAAGAGGUCAGCCUGGUGAGCUGGGAGCUCAAGGUCCGAUUGGGUCCUUGGGAUCUACAGGACCAGCUGGUCUGCCAGGGGAAAAAGGACAGAGAGGUGAGAAUGGACAGCCUGGGCCAGCUGGAGAAAAAGGUGAUAAGGGAUUACCAGGAAGUGAAGGACCCAGGGGCAGGCCUGGUUUAGAUGGCUGCAACGGCUCAAGAGGCGAUCCUGGAUUUCCAGGCGAAAAUGGUUAUAUUGGACCAAGAGGUCCUUACGGAUAUCCAGGGCAAAAAGGAGAAAAAGGAAAUUCAGUGUAUGUUUCAUAUUUUGGAAAAGGACCUCCAGGAGAUAGAGGUGAUCCUGGACCCCCCGGCAUGCCCGGUAUUCCAGGUUACCCUGGUUUGCCAGGUGAACAGGGAAAUCCAGGUAUUGGAGUGGACGGACAAAAGGGAGAGCCGGGUGACAUUGGACUUCCCGGGCCACCUGGGACACCACUAUUAGUUGGACCUCCUGGAGCUCAGCUGUUCAAAGGAGAAAAGGGCCAAAAAGGACGGCCUGGUGUAACAGGAUACAGAGGGCCACGUGGACCCAAAGGUAAUCCUGGUUCUGAUGGACCUGCAGGUUUUCCUGGAAUGAAGGGGGAAACAGGAUUUGAUGGUUUUCCUGGACAACCUGGCUAUCCAGGCAUACAGGGGGAUCCAGGAGCAAAGGGGCCCCCAGGUCCACAAGGAGAUCCUGGAUUUCCGGGUCCUGCAGGUGCUAUGGGGUCAGUUGGACCAAUUGGUCCUGCAGGCCUGCUAGGAAGACCAGGAGAUGACGGAACAAGUCUGCCUGGUCUGCCAGGAGUAAGUGGGGCACCAGGACCUCAAGGUUUUCAGGGUGACCCUGGUUUCCCUGGAACAGGUGAACCAAUCCCAGGAAGACCUGGAUUUCCUGGACCACCAGGCCUACCAGGGCAGCCAGGAAGACAAGGCUUACCUGGACUACCCAGUGUAAUCUGUACUGACAGAGGCAUCCCUGGAGAACCUGGAGCAAAAGGUCAGAUAGGCCUUCCAGGGAGAAAAGGUGAAAAAGGAGAAAAGGGAAAUCGAGGCCUCUGCUCAUGUAGCGCUGGUCCUCCUGGUCCCCGUGGGAUACAAGGACCUCCGGGUACUCAAGGAAAGAAAGGACAAAUGGGAUACCCUGGAAGACAUGGAGAAAAGGGCGACCCAGGCUCACCUGGUGCAGUGGGAUCACCAGGGCUCCCUGGGACACCUGGUUCUGCUGGACAACAUGGUGAAAAAGGAGAGAAGGGCGAUACAGGAAGAGUUAGAAUAAAAGGAAUAAAAGGUGAAAGAGGUCCUACUGGGGUUGCAGGAUUUCCAGGCCAAAGAGGUAAUGAUGGCGGAGAUGGGGAACUAGGAUUGCCUGGGGAAAAAGGAGCUAAGGGAGAUUCUGGAGUACGACUGCCAGGUGAUAAAGGAUUCCCUGGAGUCCCAGGACUUCCUGGGGUAAAAGGACAGAUGGGAUUGCCGGGUUUGGGGUUUCCUGGCCCUCCAGGAGUCAGAGGUAGCCCUGGAGACUUUGGUGAUACUGGUGAUGUUGGGCCACCAGGUCCAAAGGGACAGAAAGGUGAGACUGUCUACAUUACAUUACCAUACCCUGGAAAUCCAGGUCCCCCAGGUUUUAAAGGUGUUCAAGGACCAAAGGGUUUAAAAGGACUCCCCGGUCAUCCUGGACCAAAUGGCUUUGAUGGGCAAAAAGGCUAUCGAGGCAGGCCAGGGGCAGGAAUCCCUGGGCCAGAAGGCUUUCGAGGCAAAGCUGGUGAUCCUGGUGAUGAAGGUGAAAGAGGAUCUACAGUUGAUGGUAAAAAUGGCCCUCCAGGUCCACCUGGCAUAGACGGUCAGAAAGGUGUUCAAGGUGAUACCACAUAUGGUCCUCCAGGAAUCCCAGGCAACAGGGGACUGCCAGGACCCCCUGGUGCACAAGGAGCAAGGGGUGAUCCAGGCGCUCCUGGGCUUCGAGGCUUACCAGGCUUUAAAGGUCAGAGGGGAGAAAGGGGCCUAGCUGGGCCACCUGGAAUCAAAGGUCUUAAAGGCUCUCCGGGCUCACGAGGUCCUCCAGGUCCUCCAGGCUCCCGAGGACUUCCAGGACUUCCAGGUGAUAAAGGACCACCUGGUUUCCCAGGUCAAACAG